Onychostoma macrolepis is the source of this 1450-nucleotide messenger RNA. RefSeq lists its product as uncharacterized. The record is from RefSeq and is a predicted model, not a curated record. The transcript is spliced from 5 exons. NCBI's taxonomy places the organism in Eukaryota, Metazoa, Chordata, Actinopteri, Cypriniformes, Cyprinidae. Bases 1 to 1344 code for a protein of 447 amino acids.
AUGGAACCCAUGGCUCAAGCUGCUGAUGAAGCCUUCAUCCAAAAUUCCAUUGAGGAAACCACAGUGGGAAUCUACAUUCUAAAAUCUCAGGACAGAUCUGAGGACAUUGGGAUUGUCCUCGAAGGCCAGAAAGUCUUACAAGGCUUGGACAACUUUGCAUUAGCUACAGCAAUGCUUUUUGGUCUAAUGUAUGCACUUAAUCUGAACUACCCACCUGAAAUGAAAUUUACCUUUGAAGUACUUCAGAAGAUCGUCAUGGAGCUGGAAGGCUGCACGUUAUCAGUGAAAGCUCAAGUUCUCAGAAACAGACUCUUUGAUGUGUACUUUCGGCUCAGUAGGGAGCAGUUCGACAGCUUGUUGAGCAGAGUCGGACCUAGAAUCUCAAGGAUCCAUACAAAUUACAGAGAGCCAGUUUCUUCAAUGGAGCAUCUGGCAAUUUGUCUGAGAUACCUGGCAACUGGUGACUCCUACACCACCAUUGCUUCUAGUUACCGAGUAGGCAUCUCCACUGUGGCAGGCAUUGUGCCAGAUGUGUCCAAGGCCAUUUGGGACAGUCUGGUGGAUGAAUUUCUGCCUGUACCAGAGACUGCUGAUUGGCAGGAGAUCGCCCUUGGCUUCAAGGAGAGGUGGAACUUCCCCAAUUGUGUGGGUGCAAUGGAUGGGAAGCAUGUGGUAAUCCAGGCACCACAUAAUUCAGGUUCCCAGGAUUUUAAUUACAAGGGAACAUACUCUGUUGUACUUCUGGCGGUUGUGGAUGCAAGGUAUCUUUUUAGGGUGGUGGAUGUUGGAGCUUUUGGUCGGAACAGUGAUGGAGGGACCCUUGCUGCCUCCGCUUUUGGACAAGCCCUGUGGGAAGAGAAGCUGCAUCUCCCAGAAGAUGCUCCUCUCCCAGGCACUGAUCACCUGGGGCCCAUGCCUCAUGUCUUUGUGGGAGAUGAGGCUUUUCCCCUCAGGAGGAAUGUGCUGAGGCCUUAUCCUGGAAGAAACCUCUCCCAACCACAGAGGAUCUUCAACUACCGCCUUUUACGAGCCAGAAGAGUAGUUGAGAAUGCCUUUGGGAUUCUUGCUGCACAGUGGAGAAUCUACCACCGGGUGAUUGGAGUGAGCCCUGCAAAUGUGGAUGCCAUUGUGAAAGCAACAGUGGCCCUUCAUAACUUCCAGAGGUGGAACUCCACAGUAGAAGCCCCUGCCCCACAGGAAGAACAGCACUUCCCUGCACUUUCACGCUUAAGGAGAGUGAGCACCAACAACUCCACCCGAGAGGCCGUAGCUGUACGGGAGUCCUUCACCAGCUACUUUUCCUCUGCCGCUGGUGUAGUGCCCUGGCAACACAACAUAGCCUGAUGUGCCCACCUGUUGUCUCUGCACCCCUCACCUGCUGCUGCUUUUCCUCUUCAACAUAAAACAAAGGCUCUUUUAAGAGCCACUCACUUAUUCUUAAAAGAUCUGA